ACAUUCAAUAAUAACAAUAAAUCACAUAAUGAAUGUUUUGCAAUCAAGCUUUAUCACAUAAAUGUUGCUUAUGAAGGAUCCUGUCUCAUUGGCUGUUUUCUACAGAUACUCCAAACAUAAAUAUUGUCCAUAACAUGACAGCUGAGUGGAACUGGGAGCUUCCAGUCUAUCUGUCCUGUAGUGCAGAUGCGUAUCCUGCUGCAACUGACUAUAAAUGGUACAGAGAGGAGGACAACACCACCGUCCUGUCAGACCAGCAGAACUUCACAGUUCAACCUCAGAACCCAGGAACGUAUUACUGUACAGCAGCCAAUAGUAUCGGAAAAUCACGGUCCAAACACAUCGAGUUAUUUGUCAGUAACCCUGUUAAGGUGCUCUACCAGAUCAUUUUACCUAUCAUUCUCCUGUUGAUUCUCAUUGCUGUGGUCAUCUUUCUGAUACGCAGGACUAUCAACAAGGCAAGACUAGAUCAGCAAAGUGGAGCAGAUUAUCCACUGUGUUUUUUCCCAGUAUUCCUGUCACGCUCUUCUACAGUGGCAAACUUACUUUUAUUGGGAUCACAAAACAACACCCGGGAGAAUCUGUCAAUGGAAGACAUUCCUGAUCCAGUUCAUGGAAGCGUUAAUCAAUCACAUCCAAACACCCCAUUCCCAAGAUCCUACACAAGCACAGGACCUCAAUCCAAGGACGAAAUCUAAUAUCCACACUGUGUAUUCUGCCAUUACACUGCCACCAAUGAAACAGGGAAAACGUUCCCCAAAACCACAAAAACCUGGAUAUAUGGACAAUGACUUAUAUACAUCUACCUUAAAUUAUGUCACUCUUGAUUUCAAGGAACAAAAUGAAGGCAAAAAGAGCACCUGAAGAUUCAGCAGUCUAUGCCAUGGUGUCAAAAAAUAAGCCAAAGAAUUCCCAAUCAGAACAUAACGAUUAUGAGAAUGUUUCUUCUGCAUGUGCCUCAAGACUUCCAGCCAACAAUAUAGACUGGGAAUCUGAUACCAGUGAA
This is a messenger RNA of Megalobrama amblycephala (Wuchang bream), 1006 nucleotides long. RefSeq names its product nectin-1-like. NCBI's taxonomy places the organism in Eukaryota, Metazoa, Chordata, Actinopteri, Cypriniformes, Xenocyprididae. Bases 135 to 698 code for a protein of 187 amino acids. The transcript is spliced from 8 exons. The record is from RefSeq and is a predicted model, not a curated record.